This is a messenger RNA of Durotheca rogersii, 998 nucleotides long. RefSeq names its product vacuolar protein sorting-associated protein. Gene Ontology annotation, cellular component: fungal-type vacuole membrane; Vps55/Vps68 complex. Gene Ontology annotation, biological process: late endosome to vacuole transport via multivesicular body sorting pathway; protein targeting to vacuole. NCBI's taxonomy places the organism in Eukaryota, Fungi, Ascomycota, Sordariomycetes, Xylariales, Xylariaceae. The coding region runs from base 307 to 822 and encodes 171 amino acids. The record is from RefSeq and is a predicted model, not a curated record. The transcript has 3 exons.
CCUUAACUACGAGGAGAGAAGGCUUUGCGACCGCCAUUCGGCGUACUGACUGAACGUACCUAGGUACCUAUCUGGGGAGGUACCUUAGGUGCUGGCUUGUACGUCUUCUUAAGCGCGAUCUCGCUCACCCGACCUGCCAACGUGCCGCAACGCUGUCGACUGAACUCUCCACCCAAGUGAUCAUCCCGUGUUUUUUUCCCUUCCCUUCUUGUUCCCUUUGUACCGCGCGUAUCGUCGAGUUCCGCACCCGUCUUCCGAUCACCUCCGCCGUUCACCCACCAUCGACCGAUCGACUCCCCGAGAACCAUGGAUGAGGGCCGUCUCUGGAAAUUCCCUAGGCCAGCCUGGCUCAACAGCGCUUGGGCACGCAGUGCCGGGGUCUAUUCCGCGGGUGCUUUGUUCUCCCUGGCCUUCUACAUCAUGAUCGACGCGGCGGCGUGGUCGAAGUCGCUCCUGAAUGGGUCGGACGUGCACGUGACGUUCAUCGACUGGCUGCCGCUCAUCUUCAGCUCCCUGGGGAUGUUGAUCAUCAACUCGGUGGAGAAGGCGCGCUUGUCGGCAGACUCCUUCAGCUACUCGGGGUCCGGCGUGGCCUGGAAGGCGCGCGUGGUGCUUUUCCUAGGGUUUGCCGCUCUUGCGGGCGGCAUGGCGGGCGGCGUCACCGUGUUCGUGCUCAAGUUUGUCGUGCGUGAUGUAGACUGGCCGAUGAAGACCAUGGGCAUUGAGAACGUCGUCGCCAACGCCCUCGUCAUGCUGAGCUCCGUCGUCCUGUGGAUCAGCCAGAACAUCGAGGAUGAGUAUAGCUACAAUUUGUCCCUCUGACGUCCGCAUCAUAGGUAGCACGCGGAACGCCCCGGACGGUCUAUUGCUCAAUGUGCGACGGAAUAACGAGGGGUAGAAUAACGGGCGAUGCGUGGUUCAUAUUGAUGUAUAGCCUGGGAGGAGGCAUCACCUGUGCUCUCUCCUCUAAGGGCACUCGAGGGUCCUCGAGAAGGAAG